This is a messenger RNA of Lytechinus pictus (painted urchin), 7707 nucleotides long. RefSeq names its product DNA ligase 3-like. The record is from RefSeq and is a predicted model, not a curated record. NCBI's taxonomy places the organism in Eukaryota, Metazoa, Echinodermata, Echinoidea, Temnopleuroida, Toxopneustidae. Gene Ontology annotation, molecular function: DNA binding; zinc ion binding; ATP binding. The transcript has 17 exons. Gene Ontology annotation, biological process: lagging strand elongation; double-strand break repair; DNA biosynthetic process. The coding region runs from base 1873 to 5013 and encodes 1046 amino acids. Gene Ontology annotation, cellular component: nucleus; DNA ligase III-XRCC1 complex.
GACAAGUAGUGGUGUAUCAUCGCACCAUGCAUCAUUGACUGAACUCUCGGAGUGAACUAUAAAUCUAACUGCUUUCCUGGAGUAAAGAUCAGUUUUACAUGGACUUCAGCCGUGCCGAUUUCUGGAGUGUUCAGUGUUUUCCAUCAUUAAUGUAAGGAUUUUCCUCCUCAGAAAAUGCAAGAGGUGAAGAGUGUGCUUUCUGAUCUGGUACUCGGUGCUUGCCGCCUAUGCAAUAAAAAGUGGAUGCCGGUUUAAUUACCGGCAUGUGCGAUUUAUUUUGCACGCAAGUGAAUGGCCAAUCUCACGUUUCCUUGAGCUUGAGUUGAGAGCUGAAUGUUUAAUGUUUUCAAAAACGGCAUGAAUGAUUUUUUUUACUAUAUAUUUUCAAUAUGUUUAAGUGUAAUGCAAAGAUGUGACUCUGACCGUGAUAUGGUGUUUGUAUUUGUAAUUGUAUUAAGAAGAAGAAGAAGACGACAAAAAAAGUGCCGGGCCGGCUGCAAAGAAAAGUCACACUCACAGCUGACAUCGACAGAGUGCAGUGUAACUUUUGACUAACUUAGUAUUAGAUAAGUAAUGUUGUUAAAAUUGAGUUUGAUCGAUAGCAUGCCAAUUUCACUUUGAACACUGAAUGAAUGACUGAUUAGUGUCUUUUUUAGUGAUUACACGAUCGCCAUGAAAAUUUGCAAGGGUGUAGAUCUAAUGUCGGAUGUUGACUACAAAAAAGUACAAGAGUCAAGACAAUGAUAAAUUUAAAAAUAAUUUUGUAAAAAAUUGUAUAUUUUUUAAUUAAUUUUUUUUUAAUUCUAUGCAAAUAAAAGCAUAUGAAAAUCACAUUUGCCUUUUUUAAUUUUAGCUCACUUUAAAUUUCUCAUUUUGCUAGUAAUACUAAUUUUUGGUGAAAAAGAUUAAUUUUGACAUUUAAUAUUUAACAUAAGAUAAAAAAAAAUGACAACAUAAUUUCCUUUUAAUUUCUUUUGUUCAAGUUCAAUUUAUUUAUUUUCUCACCAAUAUAAAAAACAAUAUGCAAAUAUGUAUAAAGAAUGAAAAUUACAUGUAUGAGAGAAAAACGGAAACUACUGAAAAGUUCAUAAGAACUUGUGAGCUGUAGCUCCCAGUUAAUUUCUUUUGUAUUUCUUAACUUAGUUUUUAAAAGCUUACCAACAAAAUAAUUACCUAGCACAUUUUCUACCUUUGAGUUCUCAACACUAAGUGUCUACUGAGCUGAGGAGGCUACUAGGGCAUGAAACAGGCUCACAACGAACAACAACAACAAAAGAUUGAAAGUGGGCGCAGUGACCAUUAGUAGAUAGAGACCAGUCCUAGGGCCUACAUAUAAAGUUCUUUAUCUUUAUUUUAUUUCGGCAUCUGGAAUAAUGCUGCCUGAGAUACAUCAUCUACAGAUAUAGGCUAUGACAUCUACAUGUACAUAUGUUUUUAACUUAUGAAUAAAUAUACAUUGCAGGCUGUGAGAUCUAUAUUUGUGAACUUACGCCUACUUUAGCGAAGACCAUUAUUUUUGCCUAAUCUGCUUAUAGACUAACCUAUCCCCCCCACCAAAAUAAAAAAAUUACAAAAUUACAAAAAUUCACCAUCUAACUUAGUAACAUGUGUUUUUAUUUCAUGGCAUUCACACGAUAACAGUAUUAGGACAUAGUCCUACAUAUUCAUAAAUACAUGUAGUAAACUGGAGGAACCAACACUUUCAAGAGAGUUUACCAAAUAAAAUGGGCUUUUAUAGGAGAAUAGGCAUGUGUGUAAUGGUGAUGAUUUAUCAUUUUGAUAGGGAGUUGGAGGAAUAAGAAGAAGGUUUGGUAACUAUCUUAUGUUUUUUAUUUCUCUUUGAUCACAGUGAUAUUCAGGUGAUGUGGAUCUAUGAGAUCUAAGGUUUACACCGCAUUCCAUCGUGGUUGGACUGCAUUAAAAGGAGCUUCUGCAAGGCAUGGUCAGCAACAUCUAGUUUAUCACACCUCGGUGUCAUUCACUGUUGAUCUUCAACUAACAUAUGACACUUGCUCCUGUAGACAACCUGAAUUUCCAAAGUCCUAUCGAAGCAGUGCACUUUCAUUCAAAUUCAUAAGAGAAGCAGAACGAAUCCUAGGUCUGAUUGGUUCCUCUUCAAGGGUUAGUACUCUUUUGUCAAAGACAGCUUCAGGAAUGGAUGAUGAGAAAGCCUUCAUGGUUGACUAUGCCCGCCUUGGGACAUCAAAAUGCAAGCGAUGCAAGCAGGGGAUCGAGAAGAAGUCACCCAGGAUUGCCAAACUCACAGCAAAUCCUUUCAGUGACGAUGGGGGCAUGAUGAAGAACUAUUUCCACAUCAACUGUGUGUUUGAGACGUUUGUUCGGGCGAGGGCGACAACGAAGAAGAUUGAGGAUCCAAGCGACUUGGAUGGUUUUGAGAAGAUGGAGGACGAGGAGAAGAAAUUAAUCCGAAAGAACAUAGAAGAGCUAUUGUCCAGAGUCAAAACGCCCAAGAAAACGCCAACCAAGAAGAAAGGCACAGUUCAAGGUGUCCUUACAACAGGCGGUCAAGUUUUAUCCCCAUCCAAACAUCCAAAAUCAAGUACUAGCCAGCCCGCAUCCUCUCACCACACCUCAUCGAGUUCUGCUGCAGCAUCCUCCUCCUCUGCCACCCCAUCACCAACCCCCUCCAAAAUCUCUUACCAAGGGGACGGCAGUGACCCCCAACAUCCAGACAAUUCAUUCCGAGAGUACCGCAAGCUCUGUGCCAAUAUUGCAGACCAGGCUGGCCACCAUGCGAAGACCAGAGUCGUUGCUGGGUUUCUAAAGAGUGGCUCUGAUGGACAAUCCUUUCAAGGUGAUACUUACCUUGUACUGAAGCUGCUCCUUCCUGGUGUAGUGAAGAGAGUCUACAACAUCAACAGCAAACAACUGGUCAAGCUUUUUAGUCAGAUAUUUGGAGCAGACUUGGAUGACAUGGUGACAGACCUGGAACAAGGAGAUGUCUCUGAGACGGUGAGGAAGUUCUUUGUCGAGAGCAGCCAUCAGCCACCAAUCAAGAAAAGUGUCCUCACACUCUAUGAUAUGGACAAGUUUCUUGACAGCAUGACCACAGUGUCAAAGGAACUUGAUCAACAGAGGGAGCUUACAAAGAUCACCAGGAAAUGUACAGCCAAUGACCUCAAGAUGGUGGUCCGUCUCCUCAAACAUGAUCUACGCAUCAACUCGGGGGCAAAGCACAUACUUGAUGCGUUAGACCCCAAUGCCUACGAAGCCUUUCAAGCAUCAAGGGAUCUCCUGGAUGUAGUCACCCGUGUCCUUGCCAAUCAGAAAGCCAGUAAUGGUGUCCCUGGUAUGACCAAGAAGCUGAGUGUCAGGGCGGCUCUCAUGACACCGGUCUUGCCUAUGCUGGCGGAGGCAUGUAAAUCUGUUGAGAUGGGAAUGCGUAAGUGCCCUAACGGCAUGUAUGCUGAAAUCAAGUACGAUGGUGAGAGAGUACAGAUCCACAAACAGGGAGAUAACUUCCAGUACUUCAGUCGAUCCUUGAAACCAGUCCUGCCCCACAAAGUGGCCCACAUCAAGGAUUGGAUCCCAAAGGCAUGUCCCCAUGGAAAUAGUCUUAUUCUCGACAGUGAGAUCUUGAUGGUAGACAAAGAUGGUAAGAUUCUCCCAUUUGGUACACUGGGUAUCCACAAGAAAUCCGCCUUCCAGGAUGCCAAUGUAUGUCUCUUUGUCUUUGAUUGUCUUCAUUUCAACGGAGAGGACCUCAUGGACAAACCCCUCAAGACAAGACGGAAGAUCUUGGAGGAGAACCUUGACGUGAUCCCCAACCGCAUCAUGCUUUCCGAGUCCAAGUUUGUCACCAAGUCCAGGCAGCUCUCUGGCCUCAUUGCUGAUGUCAUCCAGGAAGGUCUUGAAGGUCUGGUUCUCAAGGAUAUCCAGGGUGUCUAUGAGCCAGGCAAGCGCCACUGGCUCAAGGUCAAGAAGGACUACCUGAAGGAAGGAGCCAUGGCAGACUCGGCUGAUCUGCUGGUCCUUGGAGCGUUCUACGGCACUGGGACGAAAGGCGGUAUGAUGUCGAUCUUCCUGAUGGGUGUCUACGACCCAGCUUCGAACUCGUUCCGUACGGUGACCAAGUGUGCCAAUGGCCUGGAUGACAAGACCAUGGAUCAGGUCAACCGUGAUCUGGACAUGGUGAAGAUAAGCAAGGACAGCAGUAAGGUGCCCUCAUGGUUAAGGGUCAACAAGACCUUGGUGCCAGACUUUGUCAUCAAAGAUCCAAAGAAAGCUCCAGUUUGGGAGAUCAUCGGAGCCGAGUUCACUCAGUCAGAAACUCACACAGCAGGAGGCAUCUCCAUCAGGUUUCCCAGAGUGACACGUUUCCGUGAUGACAAGGACUUUGAGACGGCCACAGAUCUACCAAGACUUAGGACACUGUUCAAGAAGUCUAAAGAGAGUACUGAUGUGAGUGCAAUACUUGGAGUUAAAUCCUCACCAUCCAAGGUGUCUGCCAAGCGGAAGAAGGAUGACGACGAAGAUGACGAUGAGGAAGAGAUCACCGGAUUUAGCUUUGGGAAAGGAGGAUGUACCGGAGCCAGCACUUCAGGGAAAGGAGCCAGUCCGGCCAAGAGGGCAGCAGACAGUCCAGUGAAGAAGGUGAAGACAGAGAACGGCAACAACAGCAAUUCACCAAGCCCGAGAAAGGAGAAGGCUGAGUGCAAGUAUGGGACAGAUUGUUAUCAGAAAAGCAAGGAUCAUCAAGGGAAAUUCAGACACACAAGCUCACCAUCAAAGCACAGUCCAUCAAAGGGUCUACCCAACGUAUUCACAGGCAUGGUCAUGUACAUUCCGAAAGAGGUGAAAGACAAUGAGAAGCUACAGCGGUAUGUGAUAGCCUAUGAUGGGGAUGUUGUUGACAAAGCCUCUAAAUCCCAAGCCACUCAUGUCGUCAGGGAGAGCAAAGCAUCUGAGAAUGGUAGCAGUUCUUCAGCAGCGAAUGUGACUUCAGACUGGCUUUGGCAGUGUAUCAGAAUGAAGAAACUAGUACCAAUGUAAUUGGACUCAUUGUGAUUAUGAUAUACCUUGCUAGAUAAGACCCCAAGACCAGUGUCAAGAUGUUGAAUGCCUUAAACCUAUACAGAGUCCUUAGUCAAUGCUUCGUAAUUGACAGUGUUGUGUGAGAGCUAGUGCCUGGUGACCAGAAUUUAGAAGGAACAGAUUGAAGCACUCGUGAUUAUGUAUACCUUGCUUGAUGAGAACCUGAAAAACUGGAUGUAAGAUGCCGAUUACUCUUAUAAUAGGGCCGGUACUUGAUGCAUCAUUAUUAACAGUUUUAUACUCGUCAUUAGCAAGUGAUUGACAAUCAAUGUUUGGAAUGAUUUUAGGCUGAUUAACUUUCUUUAGAGCAAAUUAUAAUCCAUUCAAGAUGGAAGCUGCUGGCAGUAUAAUUUCAAUGUCAAAGGCUUGUUUACAGAUUUGAAAAUCAUUGAUUAGAUUUACUGUAAUGAUUUAUCUGGGUCAGAACUGAUCGGCCAUGUGUUGGAGGCCGAGACAUACUGGGGGUCUGUUUCACAAUGACUCAGAGGUUUAAACUGUAAAAAAGUCAAUAUUGCCCUCUAAAUCAAUCAGAAGUUAUUUGCAUUUAUACUGCAAUUUCACUAGAGAUUUAUUUGCUAUACAUUUAGCUCAAAUUGAAUUUCCAAUUGAAUUGAAUUGUGAAUGGAAUUAUUUUCAUAUUAAUGAAUAUUUGAUUUUACUUAUAAUAAAACAGGUGUACAAAUUACUCAAUGCAAUUAACAAAUCAAGUCAUACAUAAUUAUUUUCAAAAUGGCAUAAUAGCUUAGUGAGUAAUUCAUAUUAUUAUGGCAUUUUUAUGGUGGCAUACAGCACUUUACGAAGACCACCUCUUUGAUGUAUGCGGUACAAACAACUCAUCCACAACAACAAAAUUUAAAAUUUGCAAUUGAGAAUGAAUGCUGCUGGCAGACCAUCUAUUUGAUGGUGUAGUGUGUGCUCAAGCAUUUGAUAAAAGCGAUGAUGUGCCGUGUUUGUAAUGAGAUUAGAGGCUGAGCAAGUCUUUCUACUUUAUAAUUGGCAAUUCUUUAGUUUGUUUUGGGGAAUGUGUCUUGUAAAGUCUAUGUCAUGCAUGUAGUGAUUAAAAUUAAAUUAAAGUUGUGAUCAAUCUACAUAGAGAUUCAUUCAAAUCAAUUGCAAAGUCUCUACGGGACAUGUUCCUUGGUCAUUAUAUACAUUUACUUGUACAAAUCAAUUGUACUAUUGAUUCCUAAGCUUUGUGUGAUGGGGUUGUAGUCAUCUUGAAAUAAUGCCUUAAUUUUCAAAUGAACUUUAAUCAUGAUGUGAUCAAUAAUUAUGCAUUGUAUUUUUGCCAAAGCAUAUUUUUAUAUUAGAAAAAAAAAGGGAAGAAAAAAAAAUUACAUUUAUGUAUUCUAGUUAAUGUAACUGUCAUCCGUUUCUAUUAUUUUUCUAAGUGCAAAAUUAAAUAUGUAUGUUCGUUUCAUUCAACUUCCCAGGCAGUGAUAUUUUAUUUUGCAAGGUUGCAUAGCAACUUUUAUUUUUUUCCCUUUUAAUUUGUUUUGUAAAUAUAGUCACAUAGUUAUGUGUGUGAACCACUCAUUUUACCCAUGAUUCUUCCCCCCCCAAAAAAAAAUAUAUAUAAGGGGGAGAAAUGGAGCACUUAUUUUGCCUUGUGCUAUGCCAGUGGUAUUCAUGCCAUAUAUGUUCUUAUCAUUAUGGGCAGUUUGUGUAUUUAUAAAUUUAGCAAAACCUGUUUUUCUUUCCAUGAAAUUAUGGAAUCAUUUGUUAUACAUGUAUAAUUUGCCGCUCUAUGUCUUGUAUGGUUGUCAUAAUAUCAUAAUAGUGAGUACGCUCAAUAUGGUAGAAUCUGCAUAAGUCAAAUCUCUUUGAACCACAGAAAUUGUUCGACUCAGGCGAAAUUCAUCUACUUAAGGAGGUGUAUAUGGGUGUGUUCAAUGUCAGUUUCCAAAUUCAAACAGCAGCUUGAAUCAUGAUUGGAAUCGCUUAAUUACAGAACGUGGAUAUAAUGAGAAUCAUGAUUUGGAAACGCGAUCAGCAAAGAUUUUACGUCUUUCAGCAUCUUUAAAUUAACUCUCACAGUGGAAGCCUACUCAAACAGGUGCCAGAACUGACCUUUUUGGGGAUUGGUCAAACUGAGCACCAAAGCUGCGCUAACGAAAACGAGAAAUUUAAAGACGAUGGACAUAUAAACGGCUUUAUAUUUUAGACACUGAUCUUGUUUGUGUUCGGUGUUUUGUAGUAUUAUUUGCAAUCAUGAUUCAUGUUGCUGUUAAAAUUUGAAAAUUGACAUUGAACACACCCUAAAACAUGUUUGCAUACUCUGGUUUUAAAAAAUGCUUUGACUGUGGCUAUUGUCCGACUUACGCAGUCUCUAAUGUUUUGAUCUCUCUUUAUUGAAGAUAUGCAGUUCUGAAUUGCUUGACAUUUUGAAUGGGAGUUUCUAGUUUCUGUCUUCUUGAUUUGCUGCAUUUAAAAACUUUUGCCAGUUAGUACUUUUAGUAAUACAUUGUAUUUGUUUGUUAAAAAAAGUAUUUCCUUGAAGUGGAAAAUGAAAUAGAAGAGAAUGUAAAAUAUUUUGAUUACAAACAUCUCAAUUGUAUCAUGUACAUUGCAAUAAUGUAAUUAUUUUUUUCAAUUAAGUGCUUCACGAUGAGAAGUGAAGAAAUUGAAAUUAAAAUACUGUACAUAAUGUAA